AUGUUACACCAGAAGACUAAAUUUGAGCGGAAGGAGUACAAGACUGGAGAUAACAAAAGGAUUGACGUUAUUUCUAAUGACAUUACUGGAGUGCACACGAAUGACCAUCCUGAACUGACAGCAGACAUUCCACAUACCAGUAUUAACAGACCGCAAGUUGGAGGUCGUAUAGAUUGUCUCAUUGGAUACGACUACGCAGCUUUCCAUCCAGUGCCGAUAAAAGUUGCAGGACAUUUACUUGUACUUCAGAAUAGAUUUGGUCGCCUAGUAGGUGGUUGCCAGCCAGUGAGAAAAGGUGUAUUUACUAAAAGAGUGGAAAAUGCACAGGUCUGCCACGUUCAAGGGCAUCUAAACGAAUUCUUUUCUAUUGAAAGCUUAGGAAUUCAGUGUACACCUAGAUGUGGUUCUUGCAAAUGUGGAAACUGUCAUCCAGGGGGAAAGGAUAUGACAUUGAAGGAAGAGAGAGAAUACAGGCUAAUUGAAGAUAACUUAAAAUAUGAUGAAACCGAGAAAAGGUGGAAGGCGGCUUAUCCAUGGAUAAAGGACCCCCAUGAACUUCCAAACAAUAGAUCGGUUGUGCUAGCAAGAUUACAGUCAACCGAAAAACGCUUACUAAAGAACUUAGAACAUGCUGAUACUUACAAUCGACAAAUUCAAGACAUGAUUAAAAGGGGAGCUUCCAGAAUAGUCAGUACGGAAGAAUUGAAUCAGUAUCGCGGACCAAUUCAUUACAUUUCCCACCAUGCCGUCCUUAAGCCGGAUUCUAAAAGUACACCGUGUAGAAUCGUAUUUAACAGCAGUGCCAACUUCCACGGCCAUGUCCUCAACGAAUAUUAUGCUAAAGGCCCAGAUAUGUUGAACACGUUGCUGGGGGUCUUGCUGAGAUUCAGAGAAAAUCGUGUAGCCCUUCUUGGCGAUAUAUCAAAAAUGUUUCACGCUAUAAAAAUACCAAUUCGUGAUCAGAUGACACACUUGUUCUUAUGGCGAGAUCUUCAGACAGAUAAAGAACCAAACACAUAUGCGAUGACAGCUGUAAAUUUUGGAGACAAACCUUCCGCGACUAUGGCUAUGGUCGCCCUACGAAAGACGGCAGAAAAGCAAAGGCAGAACUACCCCAUAGCGUGUAAAGCAAUUAUAGACAACAGUUACAUGGACGACAUCACAGACAACGCUGAUAACGCAGAGGAAGCAAUUCAGCGAACUCGGGAGAUCGAUAUCAUUCUUGCAACGGGUGGUUUUAAGAUUAAGGAAUGGACGAUAUCUGGGUUAGAGAAACCAGGUAGUGAUGGAACUCAUCCAAUUGGUGAAUUAGAUAAUGAGAAUACGGAGAAAGUGCUUGGAAUGAAAUGGCAAUUUAAAGUUGACCACUUACUUUUUGAUAUCAACAAGCAAAGUCAACGCCUCUACCGAUUCCAACAGACUUCAGAGCCAUCAAGAUUCACAAGAAGAGAGAUAUUAUCAGUUGUCAACGGUAUAUACGAUCCCUUAGGACUUCUUUCACCCUACACCGUACAAGCCAAAAUCAUGAUGAGAAAACUAUGGACAAAGGAUCGACAAAUAUCGUGGGAUGACCCACUGCCGGAAAAUCUAGCGGAUGAAUGGCGUGAAUUCUUUCAAGUGCUACCUGAAUUACAAAGGAUUUCUUACCCGCGAGCCAUCAAACCGGAAAAAGCUGUUGGAGAACCUACAUUGGUCAUAUUUUCUGAUGCAUCUGGAACAGCAUAUGGUGCCGUGGCUUACGCCAGAUGGGAACUGAUUGACGGGUCAUUUGGAAGUAGAAUCAUUGUGGCUAAGAAUCGAGUCGCACCCAUAAGGAUAAUUGACAUUGUGCGCUUGGAGUUAAUUGCUGCUGUUUUAAGUAAGCGCAUCAGAUGCUUUAUCGAAAAGGAGACUAAAUUGAAGUUCUCAAAAGUGUAUCACAUAGUUGAUAGUGAAAUAGUCAAAGCGAUGAUCUCGAAGGAAAGUUAUGGUUUCAACACAUUUGCUGCAAACAGAAUUGGCGAAAUACAACACUUUACCAGCCCAUCAGAAUGGUUUUGGGUGAAGGGCUCUCUAAACAUAGCUGAUUGGAUCACCAGGGGAAAACAUCCAAAAGAUCUCGACAGGGAGAGCAUUUGGCAGACCGGACAACGAUUUUUGUCUCGAUGCGUUGAUAACUGGCCCGUUCAAAGUACAACCACCAUAAAAGAAUUACCAGAAUGUCCAAAGAUUUCCUUUGUCGCUGUGUCCGAUGGUCAGUUUGUGGAAACAUUAGCUGAGAGGAUCGAUAUUGAGCGCUUCAGCAAACUCGAGCUACUUAGAAAUACGACAGCAAGAAUCCUAAGAUUAUACAAAAGAUUCCUGUCGACCAACCAAGGUAGAGAAAUAGGCAAAGGCGAGCUGACAAUAGAGGACCGGCAAUAUGCAGACAAUUUUUGGAUCAAGGAAGCUCAGAGAACUAUCGAGGACGAAGUUAAGAAGGGAAAGUAUAUUAAGCUGUGUCCGAAGUAUGAAGAUGAAAUUCUGGUGGUGGGUGGUCGGACAGAGCGAUGGAUGGAGGCGACGUGGAACAAGCAAAAGUUCAUCCUCUUACCAGGAAAUCACAGGCUAUCCUAUCUUAUUGCCUCAACAGAGCAUAAGUUGAGUGGACACUUGGGGAUAUCAGCGACGAUAUCAAGAAUUAGGUCGCACUACUGGAUCAUUGGAGUGAGAGCCUUAGUGAAAGGAAUGCUGUCGCGAUGUGUUAUCUGUAUAAGGAAACGCAAGGAAAAGAGUCUUCAAGUCAUGAGUAGCCUCCCUGUUGAGAGACUUCGCCCGUCGCCACCGUUUAGUUCAACCAGUUUGGAUUUCUUUGGACCAUACCUCAUUCGUGGCGAAGUUCAAAAACGAGUCAGAGGAAAGUGUUAUGGUGUAAUAAUGACAUGUAUGGUGUCAAGAGCAGUUUACAUCGAUUUAAGCCACGACUACUCGACAGAUGCUUUUCUUCAAGUGCUACGACGAUUUUCUAGUUUACGGGGUUAG
This is a messenger RNA of Hydractinia symbiolongicarpus, 3000 nucleotides long. RefSeq lists its product as uncharacterized. Gene Ontology annotation, molecular function: nucleic acid binding. Bases 1 to 3000 code for a protein of 999 amino acids. Lineage: Eukaryota; Metazoa; Cnidaria; Hydrozoa; Anthoathecata; Hydractiniidae. The record is from RefSeq and is a predicted model, not a curated record. The transcript is spliced from 3 exons.